AUGGGCGGAGGAAUGGAAGCUCACAAGAACAAGUGGAUAGAGGAUUGGUCGUCUGCGCGUGAGAACCUGGAGCACAAUUUCAGGUGGACCCGCCGCAACUUCGCUCUUGUUGGCCUUUUCGGCAUCGCCCUCCCUGUCUUCGUCUACAAGGGAAUUAUCAAAGAAUUCCACAUGCAAGAUGAGGAUGCAGGAAGGCCGCACAGGAAGUUCCUAAUUGUAGUUGGUCCAAAGAGCACAUAUGAUCAAUGGGAAGUAAUUGUUAUAAUUGCAGGAAGCACAAAUACUGAGGGGAAGAAAGCAUAA
Fraxinus pennsylvanica is the source of this 303-nucleotide messenger RNA. The record is from the annotation of a GenBank genome assembly. Lineage: Eukaryota; Viridiplantae; Streptophyta; Magnoliopsida; Lamiales; Oleaceae.